This is a messenger RNA of Arachis duranensis, 1921 nucleotides long. Its product is annotated as pectin acetylesterase 11-like. Lineage: Eukaryota; Viridiplantae; Streptophyta; Magnoliopsida; Fabales; Fabaceae. The transcript has 12 exons. Gene Ontology annotation, molecular function: pectin acetylesterase activity. Gene Ontology annotation, biological process: cell wall organization. The record is from RefSeq and is a predicted model, not a curated record. The coding region runs from base 646 to 1389 and encodes 247 amino acids. Gene Ontology annotation, cellular component: plant-type cell wall.
ACAAAAUCAAAAUUUCUCACUCCUCACAUCCAAAUUUCGCUCAGAUUGCAAUCUAAUCACUUAUUUCUUCACGCAUUUGCUUCGAUCUUGCUGGAUUUCAAUUCCAGUCUCGCUCUUGUUCGAUCUCGAUCUCGAUCUCAUCUCGAUCUCGAUCUCAUCUCGAUCUCGAUCUCGCUCUUGCUCUCGCUCGAUAUCGAUUCUCGAUGGAGCCAGCAAGUUCAACUUCACCGUGCAGAAUGACGGUGGUCAAGUCACGCUCAAGACCAAGAUUGUUACUGCCAAGAUCACUGUCACGCUCAUUGACGAAGACCCGCUCGCGAUCUACACCAUUGAUAAGGUUCUGCUUCCGAGGGAGCUUUUCAAGGCCCUGGCUCCGUCUCCUUCGCCCGCGCCCGCACCGGAGCCAGCCGCCGUGGACGCUCCUGCAUCCCCGAAGAAAGAGGGAAAGAAGAAGAAGCAGAAGGCAGCCGACGCGCCGGCAGAUGAGGAAUCAGCGCCUGCGGAUUCGCCCAGUGAUGCCGCCGAUGACAGCGCUGACGACGGUAACGGCGCUGUUAGGUUUGACGACGUCAGGGAGGAGAAUGGUGCAAUGAUGUAUCUACUUGCCUUCAACGCAAGGACACUCGCUUAGGUUCAUCCAAACAAAUGGAUACGCAGUCUGGCUUUAAUGGAAUACUUAACAACCAACAAGUUUAUAAUCCAGAUUUCUACAACUGGAACAGAAUCAAGAUUAGGUACUGUAACGGAUCAUCAUUUACUGGUGAUGUGGAAGAAGUUGAUCUAACAACCAAUCUGCACUUUCGAGGAGCAAGAAUUUUUGAAGCAGUCAUUAAGCAUUUACUUGCAAAAGGAAUGGAGAAUGCUAAAAAUGGUAUUCUAUCUGGAUGCUCUGCUGGAGGAUUGGCUGCUAUAUUGAACUACGAUCGCUUCAAAUCCUUCCUACCAAAUGGCGCUAGAGUGAAAUGCGUGCCAGAUGCCGGCUAUUUUAUCCAUAUGGAUCAGCAAAGUAUUUGUCUAAGUCCUGCACUUCAAAAUAUGGUGCUGGCUUGGUUCUGCUGGGGAUAUGGGUGCCGGAAAAUCCAGCCUCGUUUUGCCGGAAUGGUCCCAGUUCAAUGGGGAGUGUAUGUUUACAAGGAAGAAACAAGCAUGAAAGGUAUCUGCUUUAGUGGGUCGCAACAAUUCGGGUUGGAGAAUAUACCUCGUAGUCCAGGGAGUUUGACAAAGAAGAGAUUAUCUUCUGCUGAGGACAUGUUGCAAUAUAAUGAGUUGACAAGGAGUCAAGCAAGUACCAGUACCAUGAGAAAAUUUUUAUUUUUAUGGCCUUGUGGAAAUUUGUUCUGCAGAAAUUGGUGGUAUUUCCUCUCAAACUUCAGAAUUUGUGGCUUUUGAACAAUUAUAUGGGGAAUUGUUUGGAUAAGGAUCUGUAGUUGUUUAGGUUAGACGGAUAAAAAGCAAGAAUGGGGACAAAAAAUAGUAGGAUGCAACAACUGAUGAAAAACUAUGGAAGAAUUAGAAAGGGAGGUGAAUGGUUGGAAAGUGGAAACUUUACUUGGGAUUCCAGAUCACCAGCAGAGAAAAAUGGUUGAUCUUGAUUGGUAUUGCUCCUAGUUCUUCUGAGGUAUAGUGCCUUGCAUGUGUUACAAAGCAAUAUAUCACAUCAUCAGAAGAUACACUCAAGGAUUUCGAACUGCAAGAUUACAUUGAAAAACAAAAGUCUACUUUAAGAUGAUUGAUAAAUUGAACUUAUGGAAGAGGAAUUUGAAGCAGUUGAUGAACCUGAUGAAGUGAAAAAUACGUGAUCAAAGUGUAGCAGAUAGAAAGUUGUUCUUUGUUUAACUAGUUGUAUAAUAAUGAUACAACAAUUUUCUAAACAAUGUAGCCUCACCCCUCUAACAAAAUAUAGGAUUCUUGUAUUAUUUAU